Messenger RNA from Chaetomium globosum CBS 148.51, 288 nucleotides. RefSeq lists its product as uncharacterized. Bases 1 to 288 code for a protein of 95 amino acids. The record is from RefSeq and is a predicted model, not a curated record. Lineage: Eukaryota; Fungi; Ascomycota; Sordariomycetes; Sordariales; Chaetomiaceae. The transcript is spliced from 2 exons.
AUGUCCGCCGUGGAAGAAGCCCUCAGCAAACCUGAGUACUGGGAUAAGCACUACUCCAAGUCAGACGGUCAGACACCUACCCACGAGUGGUUCCGUUCCUUCAACGACCUGGAAGAGUUCUUUCAAAGUCCACUCUUUGAUGCGCCAGGAUUCACACCACCCGACAACCCGGUGAUUCUCCAUCUCGGCUCAGGGGAUAACCUACAAAUUCUCGGUGGACACAACGGCGGGUUUGAGUACUACGGUUGGGUGAUUCGGAAGGCAAGGAGCAAGGAGCAAAAGCUAUAA